Paramecium octaurelia is the source of this 753-nucleotide messenger RNA. The record is from the annotation of a GenBank genome assembly. Lineage: Eukaryota; Ciliophora; Oligohymenophorea; Peniculida; Parameciidae.
UAUUUUAAAUAAUAGAUACGUGUAAAAUGAGAAUUAUAGCAAUGUACCUCCUGAAAUACCAUCCUGAAAAUCCGAUUUUUAUAUCCUAAAACUUCGAGCUUUCGUUUGUGAAGUACAACAUUUGAAUAAUAUAUUUUCUAGUUGGUUUUAGCGUCCUUUCUUUAAAGAAACUCUCAAUUUUGGAGCUAGAACUUGUGCAGCGUAUUCUAUAUAAUAUAAAAUACUAGACGAGCCAAACCUGGCACUAGGAGUGCUGUCACAAACCAAGAGGCUCAUGCUGUGUCAUAUAUAUGCAUUGAUAAAAAUAAUCUAGCAGCUCUUGUUAUUGCAGAUGACUAAUAUCCUGAAAAAGUUGCUUUCAUGGUUAUUCAAAACAUGUAUUAAGAAUACUAUCGUCAAUAUAACUCAAUGUUCUUAGACACCAUAGUCGGUAUUCAUCAUAUUUCACCAUUUUACAGCUGAUCAAAACAUAAAUAUACCAAAAUUUGAAGAAUUCAUAAAACUUUACCAAGAUCCCAAAGAAGUUGAUAAAUUGCUUAAAAUUGAGAACACUCUCAAUGAGGUCACUAUGAUUGUGCAUUAAUCUCUUGACGACGUAACUCACGUUCCUAUACUUAGCUUUUAAAAAGAGGAGAGACUUUGGAAUCCCUAAUGGCGAAAUCAAAGGAUAUGAGUAGUGUCAGUUUAGACUUCUAUAAAAAUGCCAAGAAAACAAAUAAUAAAUGUUGUAGCUUGUAUUGAAUAAACCUUAAC